Molecule: messenger RNA, 1230 nt
Organism: Symbiodinium necroappetens
Lineage: Eukaryota; Dinophyceae; Suessiales; Symbiodiniaceae
Source: the annotation of a GenBank genome assembly
AUGCAAUUCAUCGAUCUAUGUCUUCGGGAUGGCCGGCCUUUGGGGGAACUGGGCCUGACACCCGCAACCUGGGAGGUUGUGGACCAGAACCUCGAUGGAUACACUGUUCUCUGGAGAGUGGAGGAGGUGGCCUGUGGGCUGCAAGUCAGGGGAUGCAAACCUGAGUUGCAGAAGUCUGCGAUGGCAGCACUGGAAGUGAUCACAGGGGUUUCGCUGCCAGCCGAUUAUUCCUUGGAUCUUUUACCCGGCAAUGAUGAAUGCUCGCUGGAAAUCAAGGAGCACCAGGUGGACCUUGCAAGCCUGAAGACUUUCCUGGACUACACCGGCCUCGCUGCGAGGUGGGAACGCAGCCAGCUCCUGACGCCUGCACAGCGAAGCCUCCACACAGGAAUCCGCAUGUCUACGGUGGCAUGGUUUAUCUUCCGAGCACCUUUUCAGGAGACCUUUCAGGACGAGAUUCGGUAUGCCCGGCUGCACAAGCGGCUCAUCCAUCGCCUGGCACAGCUGGCCGAGCACCACAUGAGCAAUGUGCUUCAAGCUUCCCUGCCAACACCGCAGAGUGGAGAUGUUCUCCACCCUGCCAAGAGGGAUGGGCGACGAGCUCGUGGUGAGCCGAAGCUCCAGAACGUGCUUGCAAUCGAGCGAUUCAUGACGAGAGGCUCCUUGCUGCACGCAGCAGAUUCAGUGAUUCAGUGCAGAUAUCCAGAAUCCAGUGUCCCAGUGCCUAGGCCGAGAAUCCUAAGCGGCCUGCACCAAGAGAAGCUCACCGCCAGAGAGCACAUCCGAGCUGUUGCCAAUGUUCUCAAUCAUUUGGGAGUAUCACUGGAUGAUAUUUUUCCGAAGAAGCCCCUCAAGCCUUUGAGCCCAUCUUCUGAAAUCUUGAUGAACUACACAGUGGGCGAGAAGACUAUGCCUUUCAUUACAUCUGUUGAAGACGGGGAUUCGAGAUGGGACGUCCCAGACGCUGAUUCCCAUCAUAUCCGAUUGAUCGUGUGCCCUGACGAGGGAAGCCCGAUGUUCAGCAGCUAUGUCUUUCUGGCAACCAGGAAUGCUUCAAUCAAUUUGUGCCGCGAUGAGCUGCUACUUAGCUUGAAGGGAAUACGAAGCCGAGCGCCGGAAGUGCUCUAUAGACUCUAUAGUCAUUGCCAUGCAGCAGCCGAGGUACAAGUUGAACCAGUACUGCCUCCGGGUUCUGGCAUCGUCGCCCCUGAUGAAGCGAUUCUCGGGUGA